AUGAAGACGGACAGCGCGGCGCAGGCGGCGCCGUUCAGCGGCAGGAAGCAGAGCCUGAUCGAGGAUGCGCGCCGGGAGCGCAGCAGCGGCUCCGCGGGCUCUCCGGGGCCCUCCAGGUACGGAGACGGCUUCGUGUUCGAGGAGAAGGACGGCAGGGUCACCCUGAAUGUGCUGUUCACCCUCAGCAAUGAGAAAAACACGGGAUUCUUCAAAACUGGCAAAAUAUUCGAGACGUUUGAGGCGAAGCUUCUCCACAUCGAAAGUCGACCGGGGAGGAAGUCGAAGAACAGCACAACCGACCUGGACUUCUUCAUGAAGUGUGAGGUUCACAGCUCAGACCUGGACGUGUUCAUCAACGCCCUGAAGAGAGUCGCCGACGACGUUCGCUCCAUCCCGGAGGAAAAAGUGCCCUGGUUUCCCCGACAGAUAAAAGACCUCGACAGAUGCAACAUGUUAAUAACCAAAUUUGAUCCUGACAUGGACCAGGAGCAUCCGGGAUACAGCGAUCCAGAAUACAGAAAAAGACGAGCUUUCAUCUCUGAGCUUGCAUUCAGAUACAAACAGGGGGACCUGCUGCCCACCGUGGAGUACACGGCGGAGGAAGUGGCCACAUGGAGGGAGGUUUACCGGCAGCUGAGGAGCAUUUACCCGAGUCUGGCCUGCAGGCAGUUCAUGGACGGCCUGCAGCAGCUGGAGAGAGACUGUGGCUACGGAGAGGACCGCAUCCCUCAGCUCAGAGAGGUUUCUGCCUUCCUGAAAGAGAAAACGGGUUUCCAGCUGCGUCCAGUCGCCGGCCUGCUGUCAGCCAGAGACUUCCUCAGCAGUCUGGCCUUCAGGGUGUUUCAGUGCACCCAGUACAUCCGCCACUCGUCUGCUCCCAUGCACUCCCCCGAGCCAGACUGCUGUCAUGAACUACUCGGCCAUAUUCCCAUGCUGGCAGAUAAAGAAUUCGCCCAGUUUUCACAGGAGAUCGGCCUUGCCUCGCUCGGAGCAUCUGAUGAAGACAUUGAGAAACUGUCAACAUUAUAUUGGUUUACUGUGGAGUUUGGCCUCUGCAAGCAGAACGGCACAGUGAAGGCUUACGGUGCCGGACUCCUGUCGUCUUAUGGAGAACUUGUAUACGCUCUGUCUAAUGAGCCGGAGUACAAGCCGUUUAACCCUGAGGAGACGGCAGUGCAGCCGUAUCAGGACCAAACCUACCAGCCUGUGUACUUUGUGUCUGAGAGCUUCGAGGACGCAAAGAUCAAGUUAAGGAGAUACUCUGCAGCCAUCAAGCGUCCCUUUGCGGUCCGCUACGACCCGUUUACUUGCAGCGUGGAGGUCCUGGAUCAGCCCGGCAAGAUCCAAAACGCUCUGAGCCAGAUGAGAGAAGACCUGAAGACCCUUCACAGCGCCUUGGAGAAGCUCAGCUCAUCUUGA
This is a messenger RNA of Chelmon rostratus (copperband butterflyfish), 1419 nucleotides long. It is a transcript of the gene th2, whose product is annotated as tyrosine hydroxylase 2. Gene Ontology annotation, biological process: dopamine biosynthetic process from tyrosine. Gene Ontology annotation, cellular component: axon; perikaryon; cytoplasm. The transcript has 12 exons. Gene Ontology annotation, molecular function: iron ion binding; tyrosine 3-monooxygenase activity. Lineage: Eukaryota; Metazoa; Chordata; Actinopteri; Chaetodontiformes; Chaetodontidae. The coding region runs from base 1 to 1419 and encodes 472 amino acids. The record is from RefSeq and is a predicted model, not a curated record.